AUGAGAGCAGAAGACUUCCGGGGGCUCUCAGCCCUGCAAGUGGCGGCUCAGCAGCAAGGAGAAGAGGCUGAGGAAGAGGGAGCCAGCAGCACAGAUGCAGACGAUAAGGAAACAGAAGAUGCCUCAAGCAAGUCAGAAGAAGGUGGAGGCGAAGACAGCAGCAGCAGCAGCAGCAGCAGCAGCAGCAGCAGCGCAGAGAGCGCCGCUGAAGCUGCCAGCAGCAGCAGCAGCAAAGCUUCAUCUGAAGAGGCAGAAGAAAAGGCUAAGACAAAUGCAAAUGCAGAAGCAGCCCCGAAGGCUCCUGCCAGCAGCAGCAGCAGCAAAGCUUCAUCCGAAGAGGCAGAAGAAAAGGCUAAGACAAAUGCAAAUACAGAAGCAGCCCCGAAGGCUGCUGCUGCUGAGCAGCAGCAGAAAGAAGAGAAAGAGGGAGGAGAGGAGGAGACAGAAGAGGAAGAAGAAAAAGAAACAAAAACAGAAACAGAAACAGCAGCACCAACACCACCAGCAGCAACAACAGCAGCAGCAGCAGCAGGGUCUGAGGCCAGUGCUGCAGCCGCCAAGCCGAGCAACGAGGAAGCAGCAGAAACAACCAAAAAGGAGACAGAGGGAGAGGGAGAGGGCUCAGAGGCAGCAAAGAGCGAAGAAGAGAAACCUGAAGAGGAGACAGAGAAAGAGGAGGAAGAGAAAGAAGGAGAAAAGGAAAAGAAGGAAACAAAAGCAGGCGAAGAAGAAGAAGCAGAAAAAGAAAAGAAAACAGAAACAGAAACAAAACAAGCAAAAGAAACAGAGACAGAAGAGGAAACAGAAGCAGCAGCACCAACAGAAAAAGAAGAGGCAGAGGCACCCAGUGAGGCUGAAGAGAAACCAGAGACUAAACCCCAACAGCAGCCCCCAGAAGAAGAGACAGCAGCAGAAACGGCCGCAGCAGCACCAGCAGCACCAGCAGCAGCACCAGCACCAGCAGCAGCACCAGCAGAAGCACCGGCUGCAGCACCAGAAGCAGCACCAGCAGCAGCUGCAGCACCAGCACAAGCGGCAGCGACAACCUCAACAACAGCGACGCCGCCAGCAGCAGGAACUGAAGCAGCAGCGGCUGAAGAGAAACCAGAGACUAAACCCCAACAGCAGCCCCCAGAAGAAGAGACAGCAGCAGAAACGGCAGCAGCAGCACCAGCAGCACCAGCAGCAGCACCAGCACCAGCAGCAGCAGCAGCACCAGCAGCAGCACCAGAAGCAGCACCAGCAGCAGCUGCAGCACCAGCACAAGCGGCAGCAACAACCUCAACAACAGCGACGCCGCCAGCAGCAGGAACUGAAGCAGCAGCAGAACCAUCAACAGCAGCAGCAGCAGCAGCAGCAACAGCAACAGCAACAGCAGCAGCAGCAACGCUGCCUCCUGAGGAGAGUACCCCUGAGACGGUGGAGGGUUUGGGUUUUUCUGCGAGAAGAAAAGAAGAACUCACAAAACCAGAAGAAGGCAAAUGUUAUUCACAAAUAGCUGAUCAAGUAAUUAAAGAAGAAAACGCGUUGAUACAGAAAGCUAAAGAAAAUGGUGCGGCCGAUGCUGCUUGUGUUUCUCCUCGUUUCACUCAUAAAUACACAAAACGCAGCAGCAGCAACAGCAACAGCAACAGCAGCAGCAGCAACGCUGCCUCCUGA
This is a messenger RNA of Eimeria mitis, 1659 nucleotides long. RefSeq lists its product as uncharacterized. NCBI's taxonomy places the organism in Eukaryota, Apicomplexa, Conoidasida, Eucoccidiorida, Eimeriidae. The transcript is spliced from 4 exons. Bases 1 to 1659 code for a protein of 552 amino acids. The record is from RefSeq and is a predicted model, not a curated record.